GUUCACUGGCUGCGGAAUAUGUGGAAGUGACAGCAUCUUCCUGCACCUCACCCCCCCUUCCGUGACAUUUGCAUCUGCACCUGAAUAUCCAGAGCCCUUCUAGGCCUACAGCAGUGAAGAUGAUAGAGAUCACAGAAAUCCAGAGGAUUGGUGUGGGACUUGUGGGCUUUGGGGUGUUUUUCCUCCUUUUCGGUAUGAUAUUGUACAUGGAUUCGGUGCUUCUGGCCUUCGGAAAUAUCCUGUUCCUGUCUGGCCUGGCCAUUAUCAUUGGACUAAGAAGAACCUUUGGUUUCUUCUUCCAGAGGCAGAAGCUUAAGGGAACCAGUUUCUUUUUGGGGGGCAUAAUUAUCGUCCUGCUUCGGUGGCCUGUCCUAGGCAUGCUUCUGGAGACCUAUGGCUUCAUUAACCUCUUCAGGAGUUUUUUCCCAAUUGCCUUUGGGUUUCUGGGAUCAUUGGUGAACAUCCCAUUUUUGAGCAAGCUGUUCCAGAAACUUGGAGACACCACCUCUAUGGUAUAGCCUGGAGAAGUGGCUUCCUACCACAGGCAACUUCCCCUCCUGCAAGCAAAUAGACCUGUUUUAUAGACUACUGUGUUGUUUUCACAGUGAUGUGCCAUUGAGACCUCCUGCCCAGUUCAUACCUUUGAAGGCCUCUGUGUGAUCACCUGCAGGAGUGUGCAAGGUUAUUAGCAGGUUCAUAUCCCAGCAGGAAUUGCCUGGAGGUGCUGUUUGCAAGAGCAAUCACAACUGAACUGCUGGUUCAUAGAGAUGAUCAUGCUGGAGCUAGACAAUGGCUAUGGACAAUGGCUGAGUGAGCAUCAGUACCUGGGCACAUCCGUGUUCACAAGAUUUCUUAGCAACAAACAAACAUUUAGGACUUGUCAAUUUGCUCCAAGGAAGACACAUCCCUUGGGGUCUUCACCUUCCAAACAGCUGCAGUAGAGUGAGUAAGCAAAGUACCCAGUUUGUUUUGUUGACAUGCUGUACCUACUGAUAUUUUCCAUCCCUUGUGAUAAGCCAUAAUGCAGGCAUCCCCAAACUCGGCCCUCCAGCUGUUUUGGGACUACAACUCCUAUCAUCCUUGGCUAACAGGACCAGUGGUCAGGGAUGAUGGGAGUUGUAGUCCCAAAACAGCUGGAGGGCCGAGUUCGGGGAUGCCUGUCAUAAUGGAUCAGAAAUUUGAAAUUGAAGGGAUUAAAAACACAUAAGUUGAAAGGCAUAACACUAUGACACUAGAACAAUUUGUCUCACUAGCCAAAUUUCAACAAUAGGAAGGAGGAAAAUGAAUAUAAGGGUAAGAAGUGUUGUUCUGAGUUUCAAUCUCAAAAUCCCAGUAAAAAAAAUGGUUGGGGGAGGGGAUGAGUUCGCAAAAUAACUUGCAGUUCAAAAAGACACAUACACAGCUUGUACUUUGGAGCAAUGUCUAUUUAACAGAGCGUGAACGCUAUUUGAUUCCACCAUGUGCAUAUUUUCUAUUUUUUUAUUUAACAAAACAUAAAACAUGUUUUAAUGAUAUCAAAUAAAUCAUGUUUCUCAAGA
Messenger RNA from Podarcis muralis (Common wall lizard), 1538 nucleotides. RefSeq names its product golgi transport 1A (gene GOLT1A). Gene Ontology annotation, biological process: endoplasmic reticulum to Golgi vesicle-mediated transport; retrograde transport, endosome to Golgi. The record is from RefSeq and is a predicted model, not a curated record. Lineage: Eukaryota; Metazoa; Chordata; Lepidosauria; Squamata; Lacertidae. Gene Ontology annotation, cellular component: endoplasmic reticulum; membrane.